This is a messenger RNA of Trichechus manatus latirostris (Florida manatee), 837 nucleotides long. It is a transcript of the gene RNF212B, whose product is annotated as ring finger protein 212B. Gene Ontology annotation, molecular function: SUMO transferase activity. Lineage: Eukaryota; Metazoa; Chordata; Mammalia; Sirenia; Trichechidae. The record is from RefSeq and is a predicted model, not a curated record. Gene Ontology annotation, cellular component: synaptonemal complex. The transcript is spliced from 13 exons. Bases 1 to 837 code for a protein of 278 amino acids. Gene Ontology annotation, biological process: protein sumoylation; homologous chromosome pairing at meiosis; reciprocal meiotic recombination.
AUGGAUUGGUUUCACUGCAACCAGUGUUUCCGAAAAGAUGGAGCUCAUUUCUUUGUCACGAGCUGUGGCCAUAUUUUUUGUAAAAAGUGUGUGACUCUGGAGAAAUGUGCCGUUUGUGGAGCUUCUUGCAAGCGUCUGGCUCUUUCUGAUAAUCUAAAACCUCAGGAGAAGCUGUUCUUCAAAAGCCCUGUGGAAACAGCUUUGCAGUAUUUUAGUCACAUCUCUCAGGUAUGGCGUUUUCAGAAGAAACAAACAGAUCUCCUCAUCGCCUUUUAUAAGCAUAGAAUUACAAAGUUAGAAGCAGACAUGCAGGAGGCCCAGCAAACAGUGGCCAGCCAGGACAAAGAACUAUCAGUCUUAAGGAAGGAGAAUGAAGAACUGAAGAAGUUUCUAGCCAUCCUAAAGGAAUCUCCAAGUCGAUACCAAGGAAGCAGGUCAACCACACCUCGACCAGUGGGCAUCACCUCCCCAUCACAGUCAGUUACUCCACGACCCAGUUCUCAGCAUAGCAGCCAAGUGGUCAGUCGGUCCUCCUCAGUGGAGUCUACCCCUUAUGGAGUGGCUAGCUUUGGUAGCUUGGGACAAGGAGUUAGAGGCCUGCAGGGAAGGAGCACUCCCAGAGACUGUUAUACUGAAACCCCUUCACCAGCUUCCACUUACAGCCUAUGUUACAGACCUUCAUCUGCCUCCUCUGGACAGGGGAUUUUUUCUUUCAGACCAUCCCUAAAUGAUAGGGAUUCAGGCCACACAAGAGUCCUCACCCCCAGCCAUUCAGGUCAGAGGGAGAGCAGAACAACACUAGAGAGUCUUCCUAGUUCCCAGCUACCAUUCCUGUAG